UUUUAUAAUGUACGCCAUUUGCACGUGGAAGAGAUCCUGAGUGAAAGGUUACGCAAGUUUAAAGGAAAAACAACCGUGUAAUCGAGCUGAUGGAUAUACUUGUAGAUGAGUCGGAAAUGAAAGACAUGAUAACAGAAGCUGGUGAGGCUUUUCUAUAUCAUGAUGUUCAAGAAGAACUUAUACACUUACAGAAUGACAUUCAUGAUGGAAAUGAUGGGUCUGAAGGUGGUAAGACUUAUAAUGAUGUGGAUGUUGGACCUGAUGGAGAUAAAGGUGAAGAUGAUGAAGACGAUGAUAAUGAUAAUAAUUGUCUGGUUAUCGAUGAAGACCGUGAUUCAGAAAGUGAUAGGACUCAAAAUCAAAGAAUAUUACACAACAGCAACUUCAUGCAUUUCUUAUUUGAUCAAACUCAAAAUGUAGGAAAAGGGUUGUUAAAUGAUUCAUUUACUUUAUUAAAUGAUAAGAUACCUAGCAGAAACAAUUUAUGUCAUGAUCACGAUUACUGCUUUAAUGCAGAUGUAAACAGGUCAAAGGUGGUUAAUUCAAACAAUGUGAAAGACGUAUCUAAGAACAAGAAUGUUGUAGUGAUGCAGAAUCCAUGUGUUGAGGGCUGGGACUUGCAGCAAUCAAUACGGAAAAGAAAUAAUGAAGAUCCAUGCAAUGUAACACAAACAGAUAAUUUGCUACACAAGCAACUUUCUACUAGUAAAAAAUUAAAGAGAGUUGAAGGAAACACAAAUCAUGAAAUAAACGUUUGUUAUAAUGAAAUUAGAGAUAAUCUUAAAUCUAAAGGACAAAUGGUUGAGACAUCAGUGAUAAAAGGAAGUAACUCAAAGCAUGUUAAAUGUUAUAAAAUACAGAAUAGAAGUGGUUCACACAAUGUUAUUUUGGCAUAUUUAGGUGGGCAGAAGAACUUUGUUGAGAUACCAUCGGGUAUGAAUGUAAAUCUCAAUGCUGAGAAAACAAAAACCAUUUUACAAGCAGGUUCAUUAAAACCUAAUAUGAAAAGUCUAAGGCAAAAACCAACAGAUUUAGUUCAAUUGCAUAAGCCAAAUGCAGAUACUAGUAUAUCUCUGACAGCAAAGACUAUGUCUCCUGGAGAAAACACUGAUACAAAUCUGAUCAUAAAAACAAGUGAUAAAUGUGAACAGAAAGCAAUAAAAAGUGUUUUGGAUAGACGUAAAAUAAAAUCUUCAAAGGUACCAAAUGAAGGACAAAUAUCAGGGACUACACCUGUAGUUAAUAUAGUUGAUGUUAGUGAAUGUUCAAAAACAGGAAGCUUUAAAGAAAGUAGACAAUUUGGCAACAUAAAUCAACAGAAAGCAAUAAAAGGUGUUUUGGACAGACGUAAAAUAAAAUGUACAAAGGUAUCAAAGAAAGGACCAACAUCAGGGACUACAGCUGUAGUUCAGUUAGUGGAUGCAAGUAAUGGUUCAAAAACAGGAAGCUUAAAAGACACUGGACCAUUUGGCAACAUAAAUGAGGUUUCAGACUAUGAUAAGAAAACAGAAACACUAUUAAAGAAACAAAUUUUUAACAGCUCCCUGCUUAGAAAAAGAACAGAAAUGUCAACCAACACAACAGGUAAUGUUGAACCAUAUGCAGUUGAGGAAACACAAAUAGGCAAAGUCAGACUGGGCUCUGAUGAGGUACAAAACAAAUCUCUUUCUGGGAGUAGAGUGCCCAAUGAAGUUUUAGUUACAAGAAAAGAUUAUUCUAGUAAGAGAGCAAGUUCUGAAGCAGAGAUUGACAAUCCUUUUGAUGGAUAUAUGCUACGGGACAGUGGAACAGACAGCAGAAUUGAUGUAAGAGAUCAAGAUAACAAUAUUGACAUCGUAAUUAACACAACUGAUCCUGAUGGAAUGCCAAAUGACAAUGAAAUUCCUGGUACUGCUACACAUUCAUUUGUUGAUCCUGAAGCUUACACUGUUGAAGUAAAGGUCCUCGUAUGUGAAGAGUGCUGUUCUGUUUUCAAUAAUGUCACAGAUUAUGAUAAACACCUUCAAACUUGUCAUGUGGAUUCCAAGAAGAGUAAGAUUUGUGGUGUUUGUAGAGUGGCUUUCCCAGAUGUUAAGACCUUGCAUACACAUGAGUGCAAACGUAAUACAGACUGUGUGAAAUAUAUGUGUUACUUGUGUAAAAAGAAAUUCAUGAAGCGUGAUGUUGUUUUGGCUCACAUGAAGAUCCAUUCAGAACCGAAAGAGUUUAUCUGCGAGAUUUGUCAAAAAAGUUUCCUUCAUAAACACCAUCUAGUCACUCACAUGGAUUCUCACACAGAUUUCAGACCCUACAGGUGUCAGGUGUGUCCAGCUGCGUUCAAACGCAGUUCUCAUCUACAAAAACACCAGUUACGUCAUGGACCGGUGAGGGAGAGAAAGUUUAAGUGCCGGCAUUGUGAUAUGAGUUUUUUUGAUAACUACAAACGUGAACGACACGAAAAAGUUCAUUCAUCAUCACCGAAAAAAUUUGUGUGUGAGAUUUGUAACGGAAUGUUCUGGGAAAAAUAUAUAUUAAAGAGACAUAUGCUUAAGGUGCAUUUUGAUGAUUCCAACGAAAAUAAAAUGUCUUCGAAAAGUAAAAGGCAAUUUAAAUGUGGAAUUUGUGGAGCCGUUUAUUAUUGGAAAAAACAUUUGGAUACUCACAUGACUUCUCAUAGUGAUGACGUAAUUAACUCUAAUGUGAAUGUCUCUAACGUCAGUAACCGUGAUAAUGAAAAAGCAGGCGAUGAUUUAUCAAAUAAAUCGGCUGAAACUGACAAUCACGAACUCGCAGGCAGACUCACUGGCAGUGUCGAUAAGGAGAAGGGAAAACCAUGCAGCACCAGAGCUAGUUCAAAAAGAAAAAGAAAAAAGUUUAAUAAAAAUAAGAAAAUGUGAUGAAAAUAUUCAUUUACUGUAAUGUAAGAAUGUUGUUUGUGAGAUUAUAUUAUUAGAUCCGGCAUAUGUUUUAGGAUAUAAAUACUGCUGACACCGGUGCCAGGGUGCUUAAGAGAUAAUAAACAUUACAUGUACAUUAUCUCUCACUAAUAGGCUCAAUACAUCUAGUCUGCAAUGUUCAACUAUUUGGUUGAGGGAUCUUCCUUUCCAUAAUUUUUAUGAAUUGUUGUUAAAAAUACUCUUUGAAUUGUUUAAGCGUAAUCGAUUUUCAACUAUAAUGAUUUUCGACUUUCUGGAACGACAAGAAAUAAAUUUGUUUGCUAGCUUUUCUAUUAAAUUCAUCAAACACAGUCCAUAUACCAAAUGAGAAAACAAAAUCCUCUGUAAAGGUCAUUCCAAUAACAGCUGCUGCAUUUGAGCUUUAUAUUAAUCGUUCGUGAUUUGACUUGACAAGGAAAUUUUUAUGUUUCUAUUUUCUUCAUUUUUGUUCAAUUUCUGGUAUAUUAUGGUGACCUCUCUUGUGAAAAAAAUGACCUCACGUGACUGGGGGUCAUUAUUCUUUUUAAAGUUAUACAUGUAGAUCGAUUGUCAUGAUUUCUGGGGAUCACUGUACUUUGAUACUCCGCACAAUUGUGCCGCUAAUGUUCAUGAUUUUCACUGUUCUUUAUUCAGACAGUGAGUACAGAUAUUUUGAAAUUUCCCCCUUAAAAUGAUAAAUGGAUUUGUUCAGAUUGAA
Messenger RNA from Ruditapes philippinarum (Manila clam), 3612 nucleotides. RefSeq lists its product as uncharacterized. The record is from RefSeq and is a predicted model, not a curated record. Gene Ontology annotation, biological process: regulation of transcription by RNA polymerase II. The transcript has 4 exons. Bases 90 to 2876 code for a protein of 928 amino acids. Gene Ontology annotation, molecular function: DNA-binding transcription factor activity; RNA polymerase II cis-regulatory region sequence-specific DNA binding. NCBI's taxonomy places the organism in Eukaryota, Metazoa, Mollusca, Bivalvia, Venerida, Veneridae.